Messenger RNA from Hyposmocoma kahamanoa, 1171 nucleotides. RefSeq names its product max-like protein X (gene bigmax). NCBI's taxonomy places the organism in Eukaryota, Metazoa, Arthropoda, Insecta, Lepidoptera, Cosmopterigidae. Bases 172 to 798 code for a protein of 208 amino acids. Gene Ontology annotation, biological process: regulation of transcription by RNA polymerase II. Gene Ontology annotation, cellular component: nucleus. The record is from RefSeq and is a predicted model, not a curated record. The transcript is spliced from 5 exons. Gene Ontology annotation, molecular function: RNA polymerase II cis-regulatory region sequence-specific DNA binding; protein dimerization activity; DNA-binding transcription factor activity, RNA polymerase II-specific.
ACAUAGAUUUCGUAUAUUCCUGGUUAUCAAGUGCCUAUAUAAAAUUAAGUGCUGUGAUGAAAGAAAAGUUAUAAUAAAGAAGAUAUGUUUUAUAUCUAGUCAUACAACUACGUACCUAACCUAACUUCGUUUUUGUGUUAUGCUUUAAUAUCCCGGCAGUUUUUGACGAAAAUGUACGCUCGCUGCGGCAGUAGUGGAUCUAUUCAAAACAUACAUCAAACACCGUCAUCGUCAAAUCAUAACUCAGAGGAUGAGGACGAUAGUGGAGACAACAAGGCAGCAAUUAGCUUUAAGGAAAGAAGAAGGGAGGCUCACACACAGGCGGAACAAAAGAGAAGAGAUGCUAUAAAGAAAGGCUAUGAUUCUCUUCAGGAUUUAGUACCUACCUGCCAGCAGACUGAUUCUUCAGGUUACAAGCCUAGCAAAGCAGCUGUCCUUCAAAAAUCAACAGAAUACAUCCAAUACUUGCAACAACAGCGGCGGCGACAAGAGAACGAACGCAACGCUCUACGAAAAGACGUCGUGGCUCUCAGAAUCAUGCAGGCCAACUACGAACAGAUCGUGAAGGCACAGCAUUCCGUGCCUGGCCAUAAUGAACAGAGACUUACAGACCAGGAUAAGUUCCAAGUGUUCCAGGCAAUAAUGGAUAAACUAUUCGAAUCCUUCGAGGGAGUACAAACCAACAACUUUGCUGAUUUCUCGGCUGGUGUUUUCAAUUGGCUGGAGGAGUACUGCAAGCCGCAGUCGCUGCGAACCAUGGUGCAUAGUGUGUUAAGAGAACAGAGCUACACGCCUUAAUUAUAUAGUAUGUACUUCUUAAUGAUGCACUUGCCCUGGUAGGUAUCCAUUCUCUUCCUGCUAUUUAGGUCGGUUUAGUAAGCAGGAAGAACUUGUCAUUACGUUUUUCGAUUCCUUCAUACUUAAACAACCUCACAAUUCUCACAUAAUUAGAUUAAACUUAUUAAUCAAUCUGCGUCAAGUGCACGAUCGCCAUUAACGUCACAAAAUAAGAGGCGCCUUUUGACACUUGUCAUCGCAACGUAAAUAGAGAUGUGAACUAAACAUAUCGGUAACAAUAUGCAACUUUUUUUUAAUACCUAGUCACGGGACGAACAAAUCGUGCAGCUGGUGGUGAGCGACACGCCUAUCUAUAACAGUUGCAGUGCCACUC